Medioppia subpectinata is the source of this 669-nucleotide messenger RNA. Lineage: Eukaryota; Metazoa; Arthropoda; Arachnida; Sarcoptiformes; Oppiidae. The record is from the annotation of a GenBank genome assembly.
AUGGAGUGUCCGAAAGUGUGUGCCGUUUGCAUGUCUUCCCCCGUAUUUCCCAUACAAUUGAGUUGUGAACACAUUUUCUGCUAUUUGUGUGUCAAAGGAGUGGUCAAUAAUGACAACACGUCUAAGUGUCCGUCAAUCGACGCCAAUGUCUUAAAACAUCCCAAAUUUGUGGCCAAUGGUGUGAACAGCUGUGACCGACCCGUCGGUGCUUUCGAUACAAUCCAAUGGUUUUAUGAGGGGAGGAAAGGCACCGGCUUUUGGGCUUACGAUCACUCAAAUGCUGUUAUACUCGAAGAAGCCUUCAUUAACGACCAAAAAAUGUGUGAAAUAACGAUCUCUGGAGUGAUAUAUUGUGUAGACUUUGUGCGACAAAUACAGUACCAGAAGUAUCAGACGUCGAGGAAGAGAAGUAUCAGAAGAGAUCUCUUGUCUAACAUAGAGUCGGCCAAAGGGAUCGCCGGUGUGUCCAAGUAUUUGGUCCGCAAUAUAUUCACUGGUAAUCAAUCAAAGAGUUCAGACGGAGCCCACACUUCGGCUCAAAACAGCGCUAAGAAUGUUAACAAGCAUUCAUUGGAUAAUUCAGCGGAAGAAUCGGAAAGUGAGGAACCGAUCCAUAAGAAGGUUAAAGUGGAGGUCAAAGUAGAACCCGAUUCUACAAAUAAUACAUAA